Messenger RNA from Triticum turgidum subsp. durum (durum wheat), 1086 nucleotides. Lineage: Eukaryota; Viridiplantae; Streptophyta; Magnoliopsida; Poales; Poaceae. The record is from the annotation of a GenBank genome assembly.
AUGCUGACCUGCGGCCACGCUCCCCUCCCGGCGUUCCGCAAACCGCGGCGCCUCACCCUCGAUAGAACCGCCGCCGUCACCCAAACCAACGCUUCUCUCUCCACCUUCCUGCCCGGGCGGGGAGGAGCAGCAGCCGCGCCGCGCCGGGGCUGGGCCCAGAUCUGCCGGGAUUCCUCCCGGCCGGGCGCCGAUGCCGCGGAGCAGGACAGAGAGAGCAAGAACGACUUAGCGACGGCGACCGUCCCCAAGAUUGGCGGUGGCGGCGGCGGCGGCGGGCAGCUCAGCGACUGGAUAACAUCGGUGCUGCUGUUCGGGAUAUGGGCGGGGCUCAUGUACUACGUCCUCCAGCUCGCACCAAACCAAACGCCAGUAUGUACGUACAGGGACACAUAUUUCUUGGAGAAGCUUUUAAAUCUUAAAGCCGAUGAUGGCUUUCGAAUGAACGGAGUUCUUGUGUCUCUGUGGUACAUAAUGGGAAUCUGGCCACUGGUGUACAGCAUGUUGCUUCUUCCUACUGGAAGAAGGUUAGUUGUAGAACUGUGGAGAUCCUGUCAUGAUGCAAAUCCAUUUUGGCCGGCCCCGGCAAUUUGUUAUUGCAGUUCAAAAAGCAAGAUUCCAGUCUGGCCAUUCCUGGUGCUUUCAUGCAUUGGAGGAGCAUAUGCGUUGAUUCCUUACUUUGUUCUGUGGAAACCUCCUCCACCUGCCAUUGAUGAAGAUGAAAUUGGACAAUGGCCAUUAAAAUUUCUCGAAUCUAAACUAACUGCAGGAGUAAUUUUUGCCGUGGGCCUUGGACUGAUUAUAUUUGCAGGCAAAGCUGGCGGUGAUGAUUGGCGGGAAUUUUUUCAAUACUUUAGAGAGAGCAAGUUUAUCCAUGUCACGUGUAUUGAUUUUACUUUGCUCUCGACCUUCUCGCCAUUUUGGGUCUACAAUGAUAUGACAUCAAGACGAUGGAAAAAUGGUUGGGUUCUGCCACUGGCAGUUGUGCCUUUGCUUGGACCCUCCUUGUAUCUUUUGCUGCGUCCAUCUCUGUCGUCUCUGCUAGGGGCAACCUCUUCAUCAUCUGACAAUGAGAAGCCUCUGAAAUAA